AUGGGGGUCAACAAGGCUCUGGCAACCUGCUCUUCUCAUGUGAUUGUGGUGUCCCUCUUCUAUGGAUCAGCCAUCAGCAAAAGUCUCUGCUCCCCAGAAGAAGAUAAGAUCCUGGCUGUCUUCUACACCAUCCUCAUCCCCAUGCUCAAUCCCAGCAUCAACAGCCUGAGGAACAAGGAGGUGCUGGGGGACAUGGGAAGAGUGUGUCAGAUGCUCUCCUCCAGAAAGAAGUGCAGUACAGAUGGACAGGAAAACAGAAGCAGCCAGGGCUAUUUCAUUCUCCUGGGAUUUUCUGACCACUCUCACCUGGAGAGGAUCCUCUUUGUGGUCACCCUGGUAGCCUACCUGUUGACCCUGGUGGGCAACAGCACCAUCAUCCUAGUGUCUUGGCUGGAUCCCCUGCUCCUCACACCCAUGUACUUCUUCCUCACCCACCUGUCCUUCCUGGACAUCAGCUUCACCACCAGCUCCAUCCACCAGCUGCUCCACAACCUUCGUGGCCAUGAUAAGACCAUCAGCUAUGUGGGCUGCAUGGUCCAGCUCUUCCUGUUCCUGGGCCUGGGUGGAUUGGAGUGUCUACUGCUGGCCAUCAUGGCCUAUGAGUUUGUGGCCGUGUGCAAGCCCCUGCACUACAUGACUAUUAUGCAUCCACAACUCUGCCUGGGCUUGGUGUCUGUGGCCUGGAGCUGUGGGAUGGCCAUUUCUUUGAUCAUGUCACCAAUGAUGUUGUGGCUACCUCGAUGUGGGCAUUACAAGGUAGACCACUUCCUGUGUGAGAUGCCUGCCCUGAUCCGGUUGGCCUGCAUCAGCUCUGCUGCCGUGGAGGGCAUCGCUUUCAUUCUGGCUGUGGGCAUUGUGCUGUCUCCCCUGGUCUUGAUAUUGGUGUCCUAUGGCCACAUCGUCAGGGCUGUAUUCAGAAUCCAGUCAUCCUCAGGAAGACACAGAAUCUUCAACACCUGUGGCUCCCACCUCACCGUGGUCUCCCUGUUCUACUGGAACAUCAUUUACAUGUACAUGCAGUCAGAAAGUAGGUCCUCCCAGGACCAGGGCAAGUUCCUCACCCUCUUCUACAACAUUGUCACCCUCCUGAAACCCCUGAUCUACACCCUCAGAAACAAGGAGGUGAACGGGGCACUGAGAAGGCUGCUGCUGGGGAAGAGAAAGGGGAGCAAGGAGUGA
Urocitellus parryii (Arctic ground squirrel) is the source of this 1179-nucleotide messenger RNA. RefSeq names its product olfactory receptor 2W3-like. Lineage: Eukaryota; Metazoa; Chordata; Mammalia; Rodentia; Sciuridae. Gene Ontology annotation, molecular function: G protein-coupled receptor activity; olfactory receptor activity. Gene Ontology annotation, biological process: G protein-coupled receptor signaling pathway. The record is from RefSeq and is a predicted model, not a curated record. Gene Ontology annotation, cellular component: membrane.